Messenger RNA from Vitis riparia (riverbank grape), 2509 nucleotides. Its product is annotated as RINT1-like protein MAG2L. Gene Ontology annotation, biological process: endoplasmic reticulum to Golgi vesicle-mediated transport; retrograde vesicle-mediated transport, Golgi to endoplasmic reticulum; regulation of ER to Golgi vesicle-mediated transport. The record is from RefSeq and is a predicted model, not a curated record. The transcript has a single exon. Bases 66 to 2444 code for a protein of 792 amino acids. Gene Ontology annotation, cellular component: Dsl1/NZR complex. Lineage: Eukaryota; Viridiplantae; Streptophyta; Magnoliopsida; Vitales; Vitaceae.
GAAAAGAAGAUUAAGAAUCAAGGCCACGCUCAAUGGUGACAGUGCAACAGCCUCUGUAGUUGAAAAUGGAAGCUCUGGCUCUGCCCAAUCCCAGUGAACUCUCUCCUCAUCUCCUAGGGUUUCUGGACCAUCGUUUGGGAACCCUUGAAGACCUUCUCACCGCCCCUAAUCUCGCCGUUGAACUCUCCAAAAGCUGUUCCGAUUUGGACGCCGAUCUCGCAGCCCUUCACCGGAACCUCAAAACCCUCAUUGUCUCAUGGACUCGCCGCUCGAUUGCGGCGAAAACCGCCGUUCUCAGGCUCAACUACCGGUUGCAGAACCUCGGAGUUUUGGCGUCCCUGAGCGACGUCGUUUUGGGCCAGGACCUCCCGCGUCUCUCCCGUGAACUGCUGCGAGUCGAGGCUGUUCGUGGGUACGCGGAGACUGCUCUGAGGUUGGAGGCGCUGAUUGGGGAUCUCGAGGACGUGAUUUUCUCAGAAAAUGUUGCGGGUACUGUGAAGCAGGAGAGAGUGAUCGGAGCUGUGAAGAUCGUCGCUGAUAUCGAUUUGGUAUUGGCAAACGUCGCUGAAUUUCAUCCUCGGUGGCGAAGGCUUCUGAAUUCAGUGGAUGAUAGAGUGGAGAAAGCUUUGAGCGUUCUCCGGACGAGAGUUGUUGCGAAUCAUAGAACUCUUCUUUCUUCAUUGGGAUGGCCGCCGAAGCUUUCGGUUUCGAAAAUCGAAAAUGGAGGAGUCUCGGCGAUUCCGAAUCCUCUGAUGCUGAUGAGAGGAGAGAAAAGGGAGAGUUAUUCUCAGAGCUUUGUGGCUCUCUGUGCUUUGCAGCAUGUGAGGGAAAAACGACGUCAUAGUGAUGAUCUGGGGUUCAAAGCAAAGCUUUGGGCCAUUGAUGAACUGGUAUCUCCUAUUGCAUCCAGAAGUGAGUACCAUUUCUCGAAGUGGGUUGAUCAACCCGAGUUUAUUUUCGCUCUUGUGCGUAAGAUUACAAGCGAUUUCGCUGUGGGUGUGGAAGAAGUCUUGCAGCCUCUGAUUGAUGAGGCUAGAUUGGUGGGUUGUAGUGCCAAAGAAGCUUGGGUGUCCGCAAUGGUGCAAAUGCUUUCUGGGUUUUUGGGACACAGAGUAUUCUCUGUUCUUGCUCAGAGGUACAAGGAGAAAGAGAAGAAAUUGGAGGUUGGGUCUUCUUGGCUUCAUUUGAUUGACCUGAUCGUUGCUUUCAAUAAACAAAUGCAAUCACUUGUAAAUUCAGAAAGUUAUCUUCUAGCAUCUGAGCUUGAUAGGUUUGAAGGGUUUUCAGGGGGUUUAUCUGUGUUGUCAAUAGUCUGUGAUAGGCUUGAUUGGCUUAAUAUUUGGGCCAAGAUUGAGCUCAGGGAUGCUUGGAAGAAACUAAAAGCAGAAUUGAAAGAUGACAGAGCUUGGUUAGUUGAAAGCAAGAAGGGAGUUGAUGUUCUUACUAACAAAGAAACCGAGCGAUUUCUUUUGUCUACUAGGGAAGACCAUAGGGCUCCGGUAAUUGCAGAAUCCGCUCUUAAAAUGGCCUGGGAAAUGAUUGAUCGAGGCCAAACCCUACCUGCCAUUUUACCACGAAUCCAGUUUAUCAGGUCCACUGCAGCCAGAUUUUUGUGGUACUUUCUCAAUGUACUGCUGUUGAGAUGGAAGGGAACAGACUUAUCUCCUGAGAAUCCUGAUGAUGAGACACUAAUGAGAGCCUGUGGAUUGAUCAAUGCUGCAGGAUAUUGUGAGUUUAAACUGCAGCAAUGGAGUGAUGAUGUGAACUUUUUGGAGAUGAAAAUGGCUGAGACAGAAUCAAAGAACCCUGUUAAAGACAACACUAAUGAUCAUAGUUGCUUCUUUGAUGAAGAAAUCAAGAGCUUGGAUGAGCUCGAGACUAAUUGGCUUAUGGAGAUAGUUGCUAAUCUUCUUCGCCAGUUUGAGUUGCUUUCCUGGGAAUACAUGGAAAACCUGAAACAUUUUGACCAAGAGCAAAACCGUUUUUGUCCAACUACAACUUCAGCAGCCAUGGAUUUGGCUAUAUCCCAUGAUCUUAUCGAGGCAUUGGAUGCUUUGAGGAGUCAGCUUCUUGUUAUAGAGAGGAGUCUCAAUACAAGAGACUUCUUGGAUCUAUGGAGGAGUAUUGCAGAGGGGCUCGACCAUUUUAUCUUUAGCAGCAUCUUUGGAAUUGAUAUUAGAUUCUCCGAAGAAGGUGUUAAUCAGAUUGGAGCUGAUAUGAGGGCAUUGUUCUCUGUUUUUCAGCCCUUUUGUGCCCGGCCUGAAGCAUUUUUCCCUUGUAUUAGAGAUUCUCUUAGGCUGCUAGAGAUGGAUAAGGGAGGGGUGAAGUAUUUGCAGGCAGUUUUGUCCAGUGAUGAAAAUAGAAUAAAAUGCUUGAGAUCUUGUGGUAUUUCACACGUAUCUUUUGAUCAAGUUGAGAAAAUUCUAAGGAAUAGAAAGUUUUGAAUUUGAUCUUAGUAGGAAACUAGGGAUUGUUCCUCUUUUCAAAGUUCAAUUCAUUAUUGCUCAAA